UUCUAUGGAUGCAAUAUUCUCUUGGACAUCUCUCCAGAUACUGAUUUGAAUUUUUAAAACGUUUUCCACAUUCCACUUUUCCCUGAAAAGUCAGUGGUUUUGCUUAUUCAUCUUAGUUUUUCUCCGCCGGGCUGUUGGUUUUGCUCAAGUGUCUGGUGAUUGGCCAUUCAUAGGAAGGACUAGAUCACUACGGUGUGCUGUCCCCUACCUGUGUUGCUCACCAUGGAAGAGAUGGGGAAGACUGAUAUCCAGCUGCAGAGACCUAUAAAGACUGAGUGGAAUCCCCGGUGUGUCCUCUUCACCUAUUUCCAAGGGGACAUCGGCAGCGUAGUGGACGAACACUUCUCCAGAGCUCUGAGCAAUGUCAAGAGCCCCCAGGGAUUGAGCCCCUUGAGCCAGAGCACAGAUGUGAUCCUGAGGAAUGAUAGUGACAUGCCUCCAAAUCAGUGGCGUUUCUCUUCUCCGUGGACAAAGCCAGAGCCAGAAGCAUCUUUUGCAUAUGGUGCCCCCAACUGCAGUCUCAUGACUCCGGAUCAGUAUCCCCUGUCCCUGGCGGGGAGCCCCUCCAUUCAGUCUGAUGAGCUGUGGCAUUACCCCUCCCUAGGCAACCCCAGCUCCUCAGAGUCUGGCUACUCUCAGGCCUACUCCAGUGGGCACAUGGUUCCAGACCCCCAGCCUGAGGGGAAAUAUGAGCCUUUCCUAAGUCUCCUCCAGCAAGACCGACACCUAGCCCAUCCUCAGGAGUCCACGGUGUGGGAAGAUUGCAGCUCUGCCCAGGUCGCCAGAAGUGUGGGAUUGCUCUGUGACUUGCCUCCCAGCUCAGCCCGUGAUAAGAAAAUAUAUUUCCCCCCAGAUGGUGGACCUGCCAGUGCCAACCUUGCAAGUGAAAAAAGCCAGUCUCCAGAGCGAAGAAAUGUGUUCUUUUAUUGAACCUCAGUCCGAAGAAGAGAAUUCCUUUUUCCAAACCUGCUCGUGAUUUUCUACUGUGAAUCUAGAGGGUCUAGAGACUGCACCGUCCUUUUUUCUCUUUCCGUCACUAAAGAGCAUUGCGCCAGGAGCACGUUGCUGUUCCCCGCAAAAUCUGACACUUCUCUUCCUUGGCACCUGCGCCCUGUGGCAGGAGUUUUCCAACUUGAGUGACUCACCGGCACGUGAAAUGGUUAAAAGAGCAGUUCAGGGAUGGGAACCAUAGAGGCCCCCCCACUGCCUGCUUCUCCCACCUUCCCUGCACCUGCUGCCCUCCUACUUAGAAAUCAGUCCCCUUAACCCUCUACCAGCAGGGUCUUUCAAACCAAGACACCAUAUGGUGUGCUAUGGGGUUGUCCCACUUUGCCAACUGAAUGGAGGAGAUACCAGGAGUGGCCUGAAGCUGUCUAGCCUUAACCCAGACUCUGGCCAGCCGGCCUCAUGCUUCUACCAAAGGCAAAAUGAAAAUGGGGUGGGCAAGACCCAUGGAGGAAGUUGAGGCUGGGCAUUCCCUGCAUCCUCAGAGUCUAGAAGGAAGCUGAAAAGGUUCGGGAAGCCUCUCAUGAAUGAAGUCCUUUCGCUUGGAAUUUUUGACUCCUCAGUUCUAAAAAAAAAAAAAAAAAAUGAUUCCAAAUGGAGUUGCUGAGGAAUCUGAGAACUAACUUACUGGAAAUUAGUUAGCCGACUGCCGCAUCCCAGGCUGGGCCUAGACUAAGUUCUGUGCCAAGAGCAUUUCUUAGUUGCGGCUCCAUGAGUUUCUUUCUGCCCUCACUUUGAGGAUGAGGACUCUGGCAUCUGACCCCCCCCAUAGGUGUUCAGCUGGACCUUGGUGACAUCUUCCAGCCUUCCACAGGGGCCCACCUGGCUUCCACAAACAAUGAAGGCUUCCCUUUAGCUCUUUCACUGUUAGUGACAUCUGGGAACCAUUAGCUCUUUUCAGCACAGAGCCUUUGGGGCCACCCAUGUGGAUAGCCACCGCAUCUUAGAUGUGGCAGCAGGACCUCCCCACAGAUUGUUCCAGAUAAAAUGACAAAUUUCUUCAAACUCCUUCAUGUCUCUAAUCUAGUAGAAAAACUUGUGGCCAGUGUGAGCUUGGUGCUUAGCCCGUGACAACCCCAGAGACCCCUGCUGUCAAUGUUCACCAUCCAUGCAGCACCCCUCCCCCCACUUGCCCCUGUGUAAUAGCUCGGAGGGUGGACAAUAAAAUGACU
Zalophus californianus (California sea lion) is the source of this 2177-nucleotide messenger RNA. It is a transcript of the gene VGLL1, whose product is annotated as vestigial like family member 1. Gene Ontology annotation, cellular component: nucleus. The transcript has 5 exons. Bases 223 to 930 code for a protein of 235 amino acids. Lineage: Eukaryota; Metazoa; Chordata; Mammalia; Carnivora; Otariidae. Gene Ontology annotation, biological process: regulation of transcription by RNA polymerase II. The record is from RefSeq and is a predicted model, not a curated record.